AUGCUCCGGCGCGUGGUAGCUGUGGAGGGACUCUUUAAUGGGCACGCCAUGAGAGACAGCUAUGCGUCUAAGAGACACAGCGGACGCAGGUGCGUCUCAGAGAACAAGAAGGUGGGUGGAGGCGUGUCGCACCACACCGACUUUGAUGGAAAUCACACUGUUAAGAACGUCGCGGGUGAAAGAGCAGGACCGUCACAUGAAAGCUUUGGGCGACGAUUGUUUACGUCGUGGCAGCAGGGCGUGGUCGCUAGCAUUGGCGCGGUGAUGGGAAUAGGCGCCAUUGGCUUUUUUUUUUACGCGCCAGUGAAGGACGAUACUGUGCAUCACACCGCUGUAGUGGCAUCGGAGGCGUUGGGGGAUGUACGACUGCGCGAGCAGGCCAUUCAACUCUCAAAGGAGGUUGUGGAGAGUGUGCUGAAGGACCCCAAGUCUCUCGAUCUCGUUGUGGCGCUUGUAGUGCAGCUGUUAAGACAGGAUGACACCAAGAUAGCAGUUUCAUCUUUCUUGCGUUCUCUUUUCGAGGACCACUACACACAGGAGGUAACAAAGAAGUUCGUGCUGAUGACAAUACUGGAUCCGUGGAUUCAAGAGCAGCUGCGCGGUAUCGCAAAGGACCUGGCAAGUGGAUUGCUACAGGAUCCGGAAGUGAAGAAGGCGCUUGUUGACUUCCUCACAGAUUCAGCAGCCGAGUCGCUCCGGAGCGAAAAUUUGAUAUGUGAUACUGCCCGCACAGUAAGGUCUGUUGCUACGCAUAUCAUUAACCCGUGGCUCUGA
Messenger RNA from Trypanosoma grayi, 774 nucleotides. RefSeq lists its product as hypothetical. Bases 1 to 774 code for a protein of 257 amino acids. NCBI's taxonomy places the organism in Eukaryota, Euglenozoa, Kinetoplastea, Trypanosomatida, Trypanosomatidae. The transcript has a single exon. The record is from RefSeq and is a predicted model, not a curated record.